Molecule: messenger RNA, 1887 nt
Organism: Penaeus vannamei (Pacific white shrimp)
Lineage: Eukaryota; Metazoa; Arthropoda; Malacostraca; Decapoda; Penaeidae
Source: RefSeq, a predicted model, not a curated record
AUGAAUGGCAUUUCAGUACAGACAGAUGUUGAUGAAGUUUGGUUGAAGUUUGUAGUCAAAGAAUGCCCGAUUCCCAAGCCAGAUUUCCAAGCCAGAUUUCCAAGCCCGAUUCCCAAGCCAGAUUUCCCAAGCCAGAUUUCCAAGCCAGAUUUCCAAGCCAGAUUUUUUCCAAGCCAGAUUUCCAAGCCAGAUUUCCAAGCCAGAUUUCCUUCCAAGCCAGAUUUCCCAAGCCAGAUUUCCAAGCCAGAUUCCCAAGCCCGAAAGCCAAUUCCCAAGCCAGAUUUCCAAGCCAGAUUCCCAAGUCAGAUUUCCCAAGCCAGAUUUCCAAGCCAGAUUCCCAAGCACAAUAUCCAAGCCAGAUUCCAGCCAGAUUCCCAAGCCAGACUCUCAAGCCAGAUUUCCAAGCCAGAUUUCCAAGCCAGAUUCUCGAAGGCAGAUUCCCAAGCCAGAUUUCCAAGCCAGAUUUCCAAGCCAGAUUCCCAAGCACAAAUCCAAGCCAGAUUUCCAAGUCAGAUUUCCAGCCAGAUAUCAAGCCCGAUUCCAAGCCCAAAUCCAAGCCAGAUCCCAAGCCCGAUUUCCGAAGGCAGAUCCCAAGCCAGAUUUCCAAGCCCGAUUUCUAAGAUUCCCAAGCCAGAUCCCAGCACAAUAUCCAAGCCAGAUUUCCAAGUCAGAUUUCCAAGCCAGAUAUCCAAGCCCGAUUUCCAAGCCCAAUAUCCAAGCCAGAUUUCAAGUCCCAAUAUCCAAGCCAGAUUUCCCAAGCACAUAUCCAAGCCAGAUUUUCCAAGCCCGAUUCCCAGACCGAUUCCCAAGCCAGAUUUCCAAGCCCGAUUCUCGAAGGCAGAUUUCCAAAGCCCGAUUCCCAAGCACAAUACCAAGCCAGAUUUCCAAGCCAGAUUUCCAAGCCCGAUUCCCCAGAAUUCCCAAGCCAGAUUUCCAAGCCCGAUUUCCGAAGGCCAGAUUUCCAAGCCCGAUUUCCCAAGCCACAAUAUCCAAGCCAGAUUUUCCCAAGCCAAUUUCCAGCCCAGGCCAGAUUCCAAGCCCGAUUCCCAAGCCCCAAUAUUCCAAGCCAGAUUUCCAAGCCAGAUUCCCAAGCCCGAUUUCCAAGCCCGAUUUCCAAGCCAGAUUCCCAAGAUUCCCAGAUUCCAAGCCAGAUUCCCAGAUCCCAAGCCAGAUUUCCAAGCCCGAUUCCUCGAAGGCAGAUUUCCAAACCCGAUUCCCAAGCACAUCCCAGCCAGAUUCCAAGCCAGAUUCCCAAGCCAGAUUUCCCAAGCCAGAUUCCCAAGCCAGAUCAAGCCCGAUUCCCCAAGCCCAAUAUCCAAGCCAGAUUUCCAAGCCAGAUUUCCCAAGCCCGAUUUCCAAGCCAGAUUUCCAAGCCAGAUUUCCAAGCCAAAGCCAGAUUCUUUUCCAAGCCAGAUUCCAAGCACAAUAUCCAAGCCAGAUUCCCAAGCCAGAUUUCCAAGCCGAUUUCCCAAGCCGAUUCCCAAGCCAGAUUCCCAAGCCCGAUUUCCAAGCCCGAUUCUCAAGCCCGAUUUAUCCAAGCCAGAUUUUCAAUAUCCAAGCCCGAUUCCCAAGUCAGAUUUCCAAGCCCGAUUCCCAAGCCCGAUUCCCAAGACCGAUUUCCAAGCCAAUUCCAAGCCAGACUCCAAGCCCGACUUCAAGCCGAUUCUCGAAGGCUCGAACAACGGGAGAAGUCGAGUGCGAAACAGGCGGAGAUUCGCCUCGUCUCGGCAACAUCCGGGGAUCAAUAAGCCAACAAAAACUCGUCUAAGCCCCCUAGCUCAUGACACACCAUUGGAAGGCCACCGUGACCAAGCCCUCCUAAUGAGCUGGCCGUCUAAAGGGUCUUCAUGGUCAAUUCAUGGCAUUCAGAGCAAGUGGAGGUCUUAG